This is a messenger RNA of Psammomys obesus (fat sand rat), 3449 nucleotides long. It is a transcript of the gene Rassf5, whose product is annotated as Ras association domain family member 5. Lineage: Eukaryota; Metazoa; Chordata; Mammalia; Rodentia; Muridae. The transcript has 6 exons. The record is from RefSeq and is a predicted model, not a curated record. Gene Ontology annotation, cellular component: nucleus. The coding region runs from base 16 to 1260 and encodes 414 amino acids. Gene Ontology annotation, biological process: signal transduction.
UUGCCAGCCUUGGCCAUGGCGUCCCCGGCCAUCGGGCAGCGUCCCUACCCGCUGCUCCUAGACCCCGAGCGUCCGCGAUAUCUGCAAAGCCUGGGUGGCACCGAGCCGCCGCCGCCGCCCGCCCGGUCGCGCCGCUGCAUCCCCACCGCCCUGGUCCCAGCGUCCGAGGUGUCAGAGGGUCGCGGCGGCCGGAGGAGUGCCCGUAGGGACCCAGAGCCCACACCCCGAGACUGCCGAUCUGCUCGCCCUGUCCGGCCCGGUUUGCAGCAGAGACUACGGCGGCGGCCUGGGUCUCACCGACCCCGCGACGUGCGGAGCAUCUUCGAGCAGCCACAGGAUCCCCGUGUCCUGGCCGAGAGAGGCGAGGGGCACCAUUUCGUGGAACUGGCGCUUCGGGGUGGCCCGGGCUGGUGUGACCUGUGCGGACAGGAGGUGCUGCGGCAGGCGCUGCGUUGCGCUAACUGUAAAUUCACCUGCCACCCAGAGUGCCGCAGCCUGAUCCAGCUGGACUGCAGACAGAAAGAGGACCCUGCCCUGGAUAGACACUCUCCAGAAAGCACCCUCACCCCCACCUUCAAACAGAAUGUCUGUAAGGCAGUGGAGGAGACACAGCAUCUGCCCACAAUACAGGAGAUCAAGCAGAAGAUUGACAACUACAACAGCAGGGAGAAACACUGCCUGGGCAUGAAGUUGAGUGAAGAUGGCACCUACACAGGUUUCAUCAAAGUGCAUUUGAAACUCCGACGGCCAGUGACAGUGCCUGCUGGGAUCCGGCCCCAGUCCAUCUAUGAUGCCAUUAAGGAAGUGAACCCUGCAGCCACUACAGAUAAGCGGACAUCCUUCUACCUGCCACUUGAUGCCAUCAAGCAGCUACAUAUCAGUAGCACCACCACUGUCAGUGAGGUCAUCCAGGGGCUGCUCAAGAAAUUCAUGGUUGUGGACAACCCACAGAAGUUUGCACUUUUUAAGCGGAUGCACAAAGAUGGACAAGUGCUCUUCCAGAAACUCUCCAUUGCUGACUGCCCUCUCUACCUGCGUCUGCUCGCUGGGCCUGACACUGAUGUCCUCAGCUUUGUGCUGAAAGAGAAUGAAACCGGAGAGGUAGAGUGGGAUGCCUUUUCCAUUCCUGAACUCCAGAACUUCUUAACUAUCCUGGAAAAAGAGGAGCAGGACAAAAUCCACCAACUGCAGAAGAAGUACAACAAAUUCCGACAGAAACUGGAGGCGGCAUUACGAGAGUCCCAAGGGAAGCCUGGGUAGCCAGCUCACUUCCUGUCCUCUCAGUGCCCUCCCGUUUAUUUCAUUGUGAAUUAUUUUGCCAUGGACAGUUAUUCUCAAGACUCCUCUGGGGGAAUCCACUGGUGCCUGCUCAGCAGUUAACAGAUGUGGCACAAAGUCUCUUCCACAGAGUGUCUACGCAGGGUUUGAUUCCAGCCAACGUACAGCACCAUGGCUCUGGAGAUUCCACCUGGAAUCAGAUCGCGUGUGGACGACCAGUGUUUCCCCUGCUCAAUCUCCUGGCCUUUCACAAACCAAAUAGUUGCCUCUCUGGUCACCAGACUACAAUCAAUCACACCAGCCAGCAAAAGGAACAAAAGGUUUUUAGACCCUGUGUUUUUUCUCUGGAUUUAAUCCUUCAGUUCCUUUUUGCCACCUACAGAAUCUUUAUUUAUGUGCUAACUAUAUACUCAUUUAGCUAAGUCCUUGAAAGCAGGAAAAUACUCAUGGAAGGACUGUCCUCCUUGCCCCAAGGUGCCUCCUCUUCCUAGUUCUAGACACUCAGGGUCAGCCUGAGUAUCCAGAAGCUACAGCCUGACCAGGCUGUCCGUCUCCUAUCACCCAAUGGACUGUGUGUAUGCAAACCCAAAAGCAUAUACGUACAUUUGUGUGGUAUUUCAGCAUGUCUCUGUCCGAUGUUUGCUAUGUUAAAAUUUGAACUUGAUGUUGUCAUCCUCCUGGAUUUCUAGCACAGAGAAACCUUCCACUCAAUUUUAGUUUCCUGCUGAGUCACCAGAAAGUAUUGCAGAGAAGCACAUCCAAGAAGCAAUCUUACAGCCUGUGCCCAACGAGAAAGCAGUGGGGACGUGAACUGCUUGUUCUAUUCCUUGGCCUUCAUCUUCAAACUGGGGCUUUAGGAUCUCCAGCUGCUGCCUGAAUAAUCCUACAGUCAAGUGGUAGUGUCCUCCAACUUGAAGUCCUUUCUGGGGCGAAGGAUGGUCCAUUUGCAGCACAGCAUUGAGCAAACGGGUGGGCCUGGUGACUUCUGUGCCUUUUUGUUUUCAGAGAGAAGAGCAGGACAUGUUUUCUUGAAGCUCUCCUGCUGGCUUGCCCCUGGCUGCAAGUGGACAAUGGUGGUAUAGAGGAGAUUCCUCAAAGCACAGGAUGAUGCCCACACACCACUUUUCCAUCAAGCUUCCCAAUCAGGCUUUGACUUUGAAGAUGAUCAGAUUAUGAUGACUCCAGCUCUUGACUAGUUCAAACUUAAAACAGAUUAGCCAGAGACCACACCAACCAGUAGCCAGGACUGCAAAGACACUCAAUACAGAGGGAGAAUAACUUGCCCUUUUCAAAGAGGGACAGUUCCAGUCUAGCCCCCAAAAGAGACCUUUCUUGUUGCCCUUGCCUUUCCAUGCCCCUCAGAUUGUUUUAAGCCCAAGCUUCUUUGUGUAGCCUCAAGAGUCCCCUCCCCAGCCCAGGCUGAGUCUACGCUGCUCCUGUCCCAGAGGAAUGCCAAGUCCUUGUCAUUCACACUGUGUCAUCUUCCUCAGAGCCGCGAGUGAGGUUGUGCCUGCCAUCAAACCCCUGGCUGUCAGCCAUCUCAUGCUCAGCCUUAGCACUUCCCUCCCUUCAGAAGCCCCUUCCUGCUGUGUGCUACAGGCACAUUUGGAAAGUCAUUCCCUUCAUCCUGCAUGUCUGCAGCAAUAGGAGAAGGCAUGGCUCCUGCUGUUAAACACUGUGAAUGCUGCUGAGAACCUCCCUCCAUGGAUGGCUAUUUUAUUUUUGAGAAGAAAAAGAAGUUAUGUAUGUAUAUACACAUAGAGGCAUAUAUAUAUAUAUAUAUAUAUAUAUAUGGUGUUUAUUCAGAAAAUUAUGGUAUAAUUCAGACUUUAAAGCACAGUUACACCCAGGACCUCUACUGAGGUUGAGCAUCUGGAAAGCGUGUCGAGUUCAAGUCUCAGAGCCGGGUGUAACUGCUAGUAGUGCCUUCUAUGGUUGUAUUGCUUUGUGUGUGGGUGUUUGUUUUGAGAUUUUCUUUCUAAAUGUCUUAUAUGUUUUUUUAAUGAGUAAUAAAAGCUUACCAUAAAAAAAUUCACAGUGGAAACAUCCUCACUGAAUGUCCUCAUCUUAAUGGAGAAUGGGCUGGAGAGAGGUAGACAGGAGCAGUAGUACAUUUUCUUGGCAUAGCCAAGUUUUCUUCUACAGUAGGCUUGGGAAUGAAGGCUACCAUU